AUGGAUGGUUAUGAAGCUACUAGGACAGUGUUUUCAAGGAUCCAAAAAAUGGACCCUGAAAAUGCAUCUAAAAUCAUGGGUGUACUUCUGAUUCAAGACCAUGGUGAGAAGGAAAUGAUAAGGUUAGCAUUUGGUCCUGAAUCACUUAUUCACUCUCUCAUUUUCAAAGCUAGAAAAGAGUUAGGACUACCUUGUAGUAAUAACUCUCCACCAACACCUUCCACUCCUCUAUCACCAUCACCUUUCCUCUCAAGGCAAAACUCAUCUUCUUCAAGGCUUACUAGUGCUUUCAACCUUCCACCUUCUCUAACCAUCCCAAACCCUUCUUCUUCUUCUUCUUCUUCCUCUUCAGCUUCUUGGGCUACCAUCUCUGACUUUCAUAACCAUGAUGAUUCAAUGAUAAGCCCCAACAAUAUGGCUUUACCCUCUUCUGCUACUUCUUCGCCUUUCUAUCCAAUUGAUGAUUUCCAACUCCAAAACCAACUUUCUUUCUUGAAUGAUGGUUCUGAUUCUAUUACUCUCUUUCCAUCCUAUGGCUGGGGAGGUAACUCUCUUCACAGGAGGAGUUGUUCUGUGAAUGAUGCUUGUUUAGGUUCUGAGGAUCCAAAUUCUGGUUUAGGGUGGAAGCCUUGUCUUUAUUAUGCUAGAGGGUACUGUAAAAAUGGUACUAGUUGUAGGUUCCUCCAUGGUGAACUUGGAGAUGCGGAUGCUGAUGUAAUUGUUGGGUCACCUAACAAAGUUGAGAUGAUGGAUCACUGUCAUGAACUCUUGAGAUCUAAAUCUAGUCAUCCACAAAGAUUGGCUACUGCUGCUGCUUCUCACCUCAUGGCCACUAACUCUUUUCCAUACUCAUCAAAGUGCAUGAAUUUCCUUUUACAGCAGCAACAAAAUGAUACUCAAAGAGCAGCAGCUGCAGCUCUAAUGAUGAGUGAGGAGUUGCACAAAUUUGGAAGGUCUAGGCUUGAAAGAAAUGAUUUUUCUUUGAAUAGUCCUACUGGAAUGAUUAACCCAGCUUCAAGACAAAUCUACUUGACUUUCCCAGCUGAUAGUACUUUCAGAGAGGAAGAUGUUUCCAAUUACUUCAGCAUUUAUGGUCCUGUUCAAGAUGUGAGGAUUCCAUAUCAGCAAAAGCGAAUGUUUGGGUUUGUCACCUUUGUUUAUCCAGGGACAGUAAAGCUCAUUUUAUCUAAAGGAAACCCUCAUUUCGUUUGCGAUGCUCGUGUACUUGUUAAGCCUUACAAGGAGAAGGGAAAAAUCCCAGACAAGAAGCAGAUGCAGCAGCAGCAGGUAGAUAGAGAUUUUUCACCAUGUAGAACUCCUACUGGACUUGAUGCUAGAGACCAAUAUGAUCUUCAACUUGGUGGAAGAAUGUUUUAUAAUACUCAAGACAUGUUGUGGAGGAGGAAGCUAGAGGAACAAGCUGAUCUACAGCAAGCAGCUCUUGAGCUACAAAGUAGAAGGUUAAUGGGUUUGCAACUACUUGAUAUUAAGAAGCAACACCAACGUGCACUUUCUACUGGAAGUCCAAUUCCUUCGCCUACUCAAUCUCCUAACAUGUUCAAUCAAACUCUUGUUCUUCCUUCUUUUCAUAGAAGCUCAGAUUCCUCAGAGGAGAAUGGUUCAAGUUUUGCUCCAGCUAUUACUACUACUACUUCAGAAAUUACUGGUCAACAUUUAGUGAAUGGCUAUGUUGGCAAAGAAACUGUGGUCAAUAGUGAAGGGAAGCAAAGCUCAAGUCAGGAUGAAGAGCUUGAUUUGCAAGAAUGUUUGGAGCAUAACCUUCCUGAUAGCCCUUUUGCUUCACCUACAAAAGCUGCUAGAGUAGACUUAGUGCCUCCUUUCUCUAAUGGACCUUAUGAGGCUAUUGAUUCAGAUCCAUCUGCUAACUCUAAAUUUGGCACAAGUAGUAAAUUACUUUCUACAUCAGCAUCGCCUCUUGAUAAUGUGACCUCUUUUAAAUCCUAUAAUAACUGCCAAUUACCAAGGUUCUCUUCUGGCCAUGGAACUAUUGGAAUGUUUGCCGGCACCGGCGGUCCGAUUGGCAUUUAG
Lathyrus sativus (Indian pea) is the source of this 2049-nucleotide messenger RNA. The record is from the annotation of a GenBank genome assembly. NCBI's taxonomy places the organism in Eukaryota, Viridiplantae, Streptophyta, Magnoliopsida, Fabales, Fabaceae.